CACGAAAUGGCCGGAGUAUUAUUUGAGGAUAUAUUCAAUGUGAAAGACAUUGAUCCGGAAGGAAAGAAAUUCGAUCGUUGCAGCCGGUUACAUUGUGAAUCAGAAUCUUUCAAAAUGGACUUGAUUUUAGACAUAAAUUCCUGGAUUUAUCCAAUGGAAUUGGGUGACAAGUUUAGAUUAGUACUUGCUACGACGCUCAGAGAAAACGGCUAUCCUGAUGGAGGCGAAUGGAAUCCUCUAGAAACGGAGGGAAAUCGUGCCGACAGUUUUGAAUAUGUGAUGUCCGGGAAAGUUUACAGGAUAGAAGGUGAUGAAGCAGCCAUGGAGCCUGCGUCCCGACUAGCAGCCUAUGUCUCAUUUGGGGGCCUUCUGAUGCGGCUGCAGGGCGACGCAAAUAACUUGCACGGAUUCGAAGUAGACCAACACAUGUACUUGUUAAUGAAGAAAUUAGCUUUCUAAGAUUAUUGUUUAUUUUUAGGCUAUAUUAAUAUUAAAUUUUAUAUUUUUAAGUGUA
Messenger RNA from Spodoptera exigua (beet armyworm), 514 nucleotides. NCBI's taxonomy places the organism in Eukaryota, Metazoa, Arthropoda, Insecta, Lepidoptera, Noctuidae. The record is from the annotation of a GenBank genome assembly.